UUUGUCAGGAAAUGUCAUGUAGUGACAGGAUCAAAAAUAUUUAAUAACGAUAUUAAAUAAUAAUUAAAUAGUGCCACAUAUAAAUGUAAAAAUUUGGUUUAUCACAAAGUAUUCCUAAAAAAUUUUUGGUAAUUUUUGCAACAAUAAUCAAAACUUGGGAAUUUGCAAUGUCUAAUAAACAAAGUCAUGACUCUAACGCUGACAAUAUUAAAGUAAAAAUCUCAGAGCGAUAUAAGCCACCACAUCGAAUUAAUCUUCCUAUGUCAUAUUCUCAAAGAUUAAACUUAAACAAACAAAUGCAAAGUACGAUUCCGAAAUACGAAUUCACGCUGGAAAAAAACAUUCUGGCGAAGAUGAAAGAAUGGAAUUUGGCUAAGACUGCUUAUAAAGAAGAGCGUAAGGCAAGGCUGGACGUUUUGAGAGAAGAAGUCAAAAAAAAGGAAAUAAACCGAAAAGAGGAAGAAGAGAAGGUUAAGGAAGAGCAGGAAGUACAUGCUAGUGAAAUAUCAAAAACAUAUUCCACUGAUAACAGUAUUUUGAUGCCUACACAGGCCUCCAACAUUCUAACUCCAAUUCCACUAGGUUCUCAAGCUUACACGAGCAAGCCUAUUGAUAAAAGCCCUUUUAACAUAUCUGAUUUUGAAGAUGAUACUUCUAGUCCCUUUGAUAACAUGGCAUUAAAAUCCAUCAACGAUUUGGAGGAGUUGGCGCAAGUUUUAAAAACUGAUGAUUCCACCCACAGAAAUACCCCCACAUUUCCCUCAAUGCAAUCAGCUGCUCAAAUUCAGCCAAGUUACAGCACCUACACAAAUAAUAGUCAAUAUUAUGUUCCUAACAUGCCUUACAUGGCCCAGACUUCCAAUUAUUCCCAUACAAACGGUUACUACUACGAUUCAAGCAGAUCUUUUCAUCAGCCAUACUUGUACAAUCAAAUGGAUAAUACUUAUAGUAAUACAUCACAAGAUGCAACCAAGAGUUACCCAGAUAUUAUUAAAUCAUUGGAAACAGAACUGAAUAACACACAUAUAAACAACCAAAAAGAAAUAAAUGAGACAAGGCUUAAAAAGGUUGAGGCUGUAUACCCAAAACCGAAACUGAAAACUAAUGUGGAUGAUUUUUUUUCUAAAUUGCCACAAUCCGAACAGGAUUUAUGCAGAUCAAUUAGUUCCAUGGGAUUCCCCCCAGAGAGGGUAUAUAGGAUUAUUAAACUACUAGGAAGCGAUCAAAAAAAGGUUGUAGACCAUUUGCUAGCACUCACAGAUCUCCUGGAUUUAGGAUUUGCAGAGAGUGCUGUUUCUAGUGCCCUAAUUCAGUGCAAUAAUGACAAAGACAAAGCGUUGGAUAUUUUAAUUGCCUAAGGCUGUGUUAUUCAAUAUCUUUUAUUUGUAUCAGUAAAAAAAUUAUUAUUUAUUUGUAUAUACAUUAUACUGUUAAGUCUGUCCAGUUGUUUUACGUUUUAUGCCGGGUGUAAAAAAAAAUGAGCAAAUACAGUUUGUUUUUAUUUCGGAAUUUGAUGUCAAAAAUUUGAGGGUUUGGUUGGAAAAUACUAGGUACCCUUAAUUUACAAUUGUCUACAAUAAGUAAAACAAACUAAUUUAGUGGAAAAUAUUAUUGUGGUUAUGUUAUAUGUUUAUAAAUUUUGAAAUGUCAAAUAUAGGUUGUAAAGAAAUGAAAUAUCCUUUGAUGAAAUAUAGGUGACUACGGAAUUUCCAGCGUAGAAAUAUAUAUUUAUUUUUUGAUAAUAUUCAGUUUGUCCUUUUAAAAAGAAAUGCAGUAAUUUAUAUGAAAAAAUUAAAAAAUAUUUAAAAGAUUUGUGUGAAUACUUUUGUCCCAUAAAGUCAUUAAACGUUAAAAUCUUAUAGCCGGUUAAUCAUUUCCUUUGUGCCAUUUUUCAUCAAAAUGCUGUUUUGUUUUUAAAAUUUCAUUUUGUUAUCUGUGGCAUUGUUUAUUAUAAUUUUGACAAUUAAAUGUCAAAGUAUUUAAAAUGAAGGAGUACCAAUUUUAAAUAUUAAAAAUACCAAAGUAUAUUGACAUACAGUACCAAAAUAAUCAAAUUCCGAAUAAAAAAACAUGUAUUUUUUAAUUUAGGCUUUGUUAGGAAGAGCUUAAUUGAGUGACAUAUUUUAACGAUUGUUUUUAUCUUCUCAACCAAGGCUGAAUUAUUGAAUAUCAAAAGAUUACUGUGUAAAACGUUAUAAAUUGCGUUCUGACGGUUUUUGGCUCAGCAUUUUACGAACUAAAUCUAUCCUAGUAUGCUUUGUAUUAAAAAUGACCGCGCAU
Messenger RNA from Brassicogethes aeneus, 2280 nucleotides. Lineage: Eukaryota; Metazoa; Arthropoda; Insecta; Coleoptera; Nitidulidae. The record is from the annotation of a GenBank genome assembly.